Molecule: messenger RNA, 2511 nt
Organism: Xiphophorus maculatus (southern platyfish)
Lineage: Eukaryota; Metazoa; Chordata; Actinopteri; Cyprinodontiformes; Poeciliidae
Gene: gnb1l
Product: G protein subunit beta 1 like
Exons: 7
Coding region: 106-1092 (328 amino acids)
Molecular function (GO): protein binding
Source: RefSeq, a predicted model, not a curated record
GCUCCUUCUAAAGGGAGGGGUCCUCCUUGAAAUUCAGUUUCCCUGGCAACUCUUGACAGCACCGCCGUCUUCCAGACAUGUGUUUGGCCUGCACUUGAUUGGUCGAUGUCUCGUCCAGCUCCAUGUCCCGUUUAUACUUUGAGAGGGGCCGGCGCUCCUCUUAACACCCUCCACUUCAGAUGCUCUGGAGGUGACAGCCCCCUGCUGUUUUCUGGGUCUGCAAAAGGCGCCGUCCACAUCUGGAACUUGAAGAGCCGGAGGGCAGAGCGGGUUCUAGAGGGUCAUGGUAGUAAUUCAGUCAUCUGGGUCAGCACACUGCAGACAGGAGAUACUCUCAUCAGUCAGGGACGUGACAUGCGGGUCUGCCUGUGGGAUCUGACAGAAGGCCGCAUCGAGGCGCUGGACUCCGUGUGGACGGGCAGUGUUGGAUUCUGUCAGUGCUCCGUGCUGGAAACGAGCCCGUCCAGCUACCUGCUGGCCUUUGCUGGCCCACAGACCGAAGAGAUCAAGAUUAUCGAGAUGCCCAGUAAGAACCCGGUCUGCACGCUGACACCAGACACGAAGCUGGGAAUGGUCAUGUGCGUACAACUGUGGAAGCCUGACUCGGGUCUCGGACCGCUCCUGUUGGCUGGAUACGAGGACGGUUCCCUGUUGCUGUGGGACGUAACCCAGAGGUCCGAGCUGAGCCGUGUCAAAGCCCACCCCGAGCCCGUUAUGUGCCUGACCUUUGACCCCGGCCGUCUGAGGGGCGUAUCGGGCUCCUGUGAGAAGAAGCUCUCUUCGUGGAUGCUGGACGGCCAGAACCACAUACAGCUCCAGGACUGCGUGACGCUGGUCAAUCCUGGCGUUUCUCAGCUCUGCGUCAGAAGCGACGGGCGGCUGCUGGCAUCUGCGGGCUGGGACCACCGAGUGCGAGUGUUCGGCUGGAAGAAGCUGCAGCCGCUGGCGGUCCUUCACUACCACACGGACAUGGCGCUCAGCGUGGCCUUCUCUGAUCACCAGGACCCCAGGCAAAGACUGCUGGCUGCUGGGUCAAAGGACCAGCGCAUCAGCCUGUGGUCCAUUUACAACCAGAAUGCCGACACAUGCUGAUUCAAUGAGCUCUCUGGGUUUCAGUCUGCAGAGUGAAAUCAAAAUAUCAUCUGCUCUGUUUUAUAGUGACCCAGUUUGACUCUUGGCAUGGGCCGGUAUCAGAUUCUCUCAGCUUGAGAACUCCGAGGAACAAAUGGAAGUUUUACAAAAGAACAGAACGUAGUUUGCUUUUCUGUUUUAAAAUGAGAAAAGCAACAAGUAUUCCUUCUGCUCAAAUAUAUUGUUUAAAAAAGCUACAAAAAGAAUUAGGUUAAUUUUGAUAGCCUUAACUGGAUUUAGUUAUUGAUAUUACUGGCUUAAUUAGUAGUGCUAUCUGCUGCUGUACCUAGUCUGCAGCCAACUGCCUGUAGCUUGCUAGCCGUAAUUCUACAUAAUAAUAUUAAGGUGAAUUCUUCACCUUAAUAACAAGACAUAAGUGGGAUUCCUUUAAUUUCCACAUCAUGACUGUCCUGUUUUUUUUAACCAGGAUUAUGGAAAAUGUUUUUACGCUUCUUUCAGCUUUAACAUCGGAGACGAGGCGUUGGCGUCGCUCCCUCCCGUUUCCUGCUAUCUCAUUAAAAGGUUUUUAAAUUACAGCUGCGCCUAUGAGUGGUCCAUGAGAUCGGAAUUGUGUAAUUCAGAAAUUACUUGUUCAAAUACUGUACAUUUUUUGUGCAUUUUUUUCUGUUGAGUAAAUACAUUAAUAAUAUAAGCGACAAUUAUUGUUUUUGAUCCAUAGAUUCAAUUGUGAGAAGAAAAAUCAUAAUUUAAUGCAUGGAUAUCAUAAUCUCAAGUAAUUGUUUUGUGUACUUUUCUUAAUCAAAACACCUGCAAAUUUUAAAAAAAAAAUCAUUUCUGCAUUACAGGAAGCAUUGAAAUUGAUAAAAAUUCAAAUAGACCAGUCAGAUCCCUAAGAAUACCAGAAACUGGUGUUGGUCUAGAAAAGACUAAUUGUUGUAUCCCAUUAACUCUUAACUUCUUAAAACUUUUAUACUUUGAUACCGGUAGCCGCAGUGAUUGUGUUGACUUAUCAGAUGGAAGCUUUGCUCCAGUGGACAUGAAUUUGAGGUGUAUAGCACACCUGAGCAGCUUUGUAAUCCUGUGUUGUUAUUCUUCCAGCUUUCAGCCUGACCUGAGCUGUAUUAGUCAAACAAAGUUCACCAGAGGGAGGGCUGGCUACUUUUGUUGCAAGGCGUAGAUAAAGGAAACUCUACUAAGUACAAUGGAUCUACCAGACUGAGGGUUUUUUUAUGAAAGUUGGCCAAUUGUGGAUGUCUUUUCUGGAGUAGAUAAAGGUACAAGGUCUAAAGGACAAUAAAUUUCAAAUUGUUUUAAAAAAAAAACAACCCCCAGACUGUCUGUAUUGGCAGGAUUAUUUUAGUUAUUGUUCAGUGAGAGUAUCAAUAAAUACCAAUAAACUUGAAAAUAUGUCUAAAUCUA